UCAGCUCGCCUUAAUAAAUCUACUUUUCCCCCUUUUUUUAAAGAUAUGUUGUACUUGACUCCUGUCAGUGUGCAGUGCGUUAGCAGUGUCCUCCCUCAGACAGGAAGACAGAUAUCAGACCUGUCUCUCUCUCUCUCUCUCCCUCUCUCUGUCUGUCUAUUGCUCUCUCUCUCCCUCGCUCUGUCGUUUUGUCUCAGCUGCAGUACAAAUCCUGGCUUUCCUUCACAGCUCUAUUAGCCUGCUCUGCUCAACACAACUGCUCCACGCUCUGGGACACGCCGACUCCCACACACACACACACACACACACACACACAUUUAACAGUAUCAUCACACACACUCUAACACACACACACCUCUCCUGAAGCUUCAACAGAACCAGAGGAGGAGAAAAGAGGGUGGAAGAAAUUGGCCUCGUCCUGCAGCCGCCUUCAAACUGCUGGGAUGAGGUGGUGGCUGGUGGUAGCCAGUCUGUGGCUGCUGGUGGUCCUGACCAUCCCGGACGCCCAGGGCAAGUUCAGAGUGCGCAACCAGGACGGUGAGAUCCGCAGGGGGAAGAGGAAGAGGGACGGAGAAGGUCAUGGGCGGGCCAGGGCGGGGCGCUCUAGACCUCUGAAGAUCAGACUGGUCCCAGGUCCCAGUGUCCCAGUAGAGCCCAGAGAAAACCAGGGAAACACUCUGGUCUUGGACUCCUACAAGAACCUUCAAGAACAGCACUCCAGCUACAACGUCAUCCCAGGUAAGCAGGGCCAGUGCGUGUACCAGGGUCUGACUAUGUUCGACCAGGCUGUCUGGUCUCCAAAGCCCUGUGUGACUUGUCUGUGCACCAGAGGGCGGGUGGUUUGUGACGAGAUCACCUGUCCUAAAGUGCACUGCCACUUCCCCUUCACCCCCGCCGGGGAGUGCUGCCCUGUCUGCAUGGAGCCAGCUGCCCCGCACCACCCUAAACCCAUCCCAGACCCUGACCUCAGCCUUGACCUUUCUGGUGACUCUCCAGUUCCUAGCGACCCCAGCGAGCCUGUGACUCCGCUGACCCAGGAGGAGAUCCAGCGAAUCCUCUGGCGAGAGGAAGAGGAGCACCGCGAGGAGGAGGAGCGCCUAAGGAAGAAGGAUGAGGCAAGGAAGAAGAGGAGGAAGCAGAGGAAAGAGCAGGCGGAGAGACAGAGGAAGAUAGUGGAGGAGAAGAGGAGGCAGGAGGAGGAGGCUCUGAAGCUGCAAGUGGAGAAAGAAGAGGAGGAGUGGAGGAGGCAGAUGGAGGAGUUUAGGAGGCAGGAGGAGGAGAGGAGGAGACAGGAAGAGGAAGACAGGAAGCGGAAGGAGGCAGCAGAGAAAGAAGCAAGGGAGAGGGAAAGGAAGCUGGAGGAGGAAAGGAGGAGGCAGGAAGAGAUUCUGAGGCAAGAGCUACUGGCCCUGGCCGAGGAGGAGGAAGAGGAGCGGCAGGAGGAGGCAGAGGAGGAGGAGGUGUGGCUGAGAGGUGAUGUGUUUCAGAUGCUGCCAAAAGAACCUGAAGAACCUGAGGAACCAGACCUCCUUCCUGCUCCAAUCCCAAAUCCUCCCGCUGCGACAGAUGAUGAGCUGAAAGAGGUGGAGGAGGCAGAGGAGGUGGAGGAGGAAGGCGAGGAGGUGGUGGUAGGGAACAGAGGAGGUCUCCCUCCAGGUUGUGACAUUUCCGAUGUUACAGUGACAUGUGAGAACGCCAAACUCACCCACUUCCCUCCUCUCUCCAUCCCUGAGCUCAAAUCUCUCAGUCUGGAGGGCAACAACAUCAGCAGCAUCCCAGCAGAAGCCUUCAACGGCAUCCCCAACCUGGAAUGGAUCAACCUGAAGAAAAACAAACUCACCUCUGCUGGCAUCAAUGCUAAAGCCUUCAAAGGUCUGAAGAUGCUGAGACGCCUGUACCUGGACGGGAACCUUCUGGAGGCCGUGCCCUCCGACCUCCCCCCAACCCUGCAGGAGCUAAAGAUCAAUGAGAACAGAUUGAGAGGGAUCGACGAGAACAGCUUCCAAGAUCUGAGCGGCCUAGUGAUUCUGGAGCUGGAGGGAAAUCUGCUGAGUGAGGCGAAUGUCGAUCCCCUGGCCUUCGCUCCCCUCAUCCAGCUCUCCUACCUCAGACUGGGUAGAAACCACUUCCGCACCAUACCACAGGGCCUUCCAACAUCGCUGCUGGAGCUGUACUUGGAGAACAACCUGAUUGAGGAAAUCUCAGAGACAGUUUUCAAUCAGACAAGAAGUCUGAAUGUGGUUUCUCUGAGAUACAACAAACUGGAUGAGACCAGGAUCGCCCCAAUGGCCUGGAUCAACCACAGAAAUCUGGAGUCCAUUGACCUUUCACAUAAUGACCUCUACCUGGUUCCGUCCUACCUGCCCAGAUCUCUGGUCCAUCUAGUGCUGGUGGGAAACAACAUAGAGAGGAUACCUGGUUACGUCUUUGCCCACAUGGACCCCGGUUUAGAGUACCUCUACCUCUCCUACAACAAACUGGAUGGGGAGGGGAUUGAACCAGAGUCGUUUUUCGGCUCAUAUCACUCCAUGGUGGAACUGUGUCUGGAUCACAACCAGCUGGUCAGUGUGCCAUCUGGUAUCAACGAGAUGACCAACUUACACUUUCUCAGACUCAACAAUAACAAGAUCAGGAGCAUCCCUGAUGAAGGCAUCUGUGACCCGAACCACAGUGGAGACUCCACUCUGGUGGCAGUGAGGCUGGAGAACAACUACCUCGACCCCCAGAAGAUCUCUCCGUCAGCCUUCUCCUGCGUACGCUCCUCCUCAAGUGUGGUCUUGAAACCCCAGAAAAGUGACCGGAGUCCACACAAGACCAAAAACUAAAAGACAUUUGUUUGAACCCCACCAGAAACACGGGGGAUAAGAUUUUGGUUUUUAAUGUUGCAAGAGAAUCCAGAACCUAAGAUAACUAGCUUCCCCUGAUGCUGUAUGUUACUGAAAUAACACUCAAAAUAACACAAAAAUACUCUCACAAAGGUUCUCAUAUUAUAGUCUCACAGACAGGUUGAACAUGGAAAAUAUGCAUUUUAAAACACAGUGCUGAUGUAAUUUACCUUAUGGCAAUGGUCAUAUCCCUAGACUGAACCGUUACAAGCUACAUAAAAGUAAGAUUUGCUUCCUAAUACACUGUUUUAGGCCUGGUAAGUUGCUCUGCGGCGUCACCUGGCCCACCUUAAAUGAAUGAAGGUGACAGAACACGUUCAGACUUUCAAAAUCAAAGACAUCUGUCUCCUUCGGUAAAAUGUUCAACUCUCUAAAAUGGAAAGAAUCCCUACGCCAUACGCAGUAAAAUGAAAAUGCUAAUAAAGAAAUGGAAAGAAUUCUAUGAAGUGAGACCACAAGCCCAGCACAUUAUUUUUAACAACCUCAGCACCUUCAUGUUCCAUCUCUCAGCUCAGUUUCUUCCAGCGCCUUCUUUCAUAAAAACCCUGACAUGGAGAGGGAGUAUGAGUGGUGAAGUCACAUGUGUGAUACAUCCUGCAAGCUCUUAGUGUUAAAGAUUAAGAGGGGGUUAAUGGAUAAAGUUAAAGUGAGAGCUAAUCCCUGUGAUAGUUCGAGAUGGUCAAUGUCUUCUUUACAUUUUUGUUUGUACAUUUGUGCCCGAUGCAAGAAGUUAACAGGAGUCCUGCCACAUGCCGUAGGUUUUGUUUUAUAGUUCUGAAUCAGAUUGCAUGUAUUGUGCGUGAUCAGGCCAUAUUGUGCUUUAAUUAUAUUCCCCACAGUAACUGUUAGUUUGUUAAAUGGAGUCAAGACUGGAGCUGCAUCCAGGUGACGUCUAUUACUAAACAGGAGACUAUUCUGUGCAGUGGCUGUAUUUACGUGGUUUCAUUCGCUGUUGAGCACGGAUCGUGGUGGGCAGAGGGGUUUGCUUUAGAAUUGUUUCAUAGGGAUGAGUAUCCAUGUGGACUAUGUGGUCUGGGAGAACGUUCAAACAAAUGCCUUUGACCUUCAGUUCUCUCCAAGAACUCAGAAGAGUUGAGAUGUGGGAGGAACCACUGGUUCCACAGAUCUUUUCCCCCACACUGUAAAUUUCCACUUCAAAGUUUUCUUUUAACAAUCUCCUCAGAAACACAAGAGUCUCCCUGGAUAAUUUACCCAUAUGAUACUAUAUGUUUAUGCUCCAGCUAUCAACCUGUGUAACUGAACUGAAAUGUAUUAAUAAGUAAACAACAGCUUGGGCAGUGAAUAAAAGAGGGCUUCUGCACCUUGGAGGGGUAAAUCCUUGAUGGGGAAGAUGUAGAUUACAGCACUUACAGACUGUAACUUUGUUUUGAACAAUACUGGCUGGAUGUACAGAGAAAAACAAAUGUUUUAUUCCGAAUACAAGAAAUGUUUGAAUAAUAUGCCCUUACUCUUGGCUGGCCAACAAGUCUAAAUUAUAUGACAACCUAUAUAUACCACAGUUUUUAACAAUGUUAUGAUGCGCAAUAAACUUCAUUAUGUUCCCA
Molecule: messenger RNA, 4450 nt
Organism: Lates calcarifer (barramundi perch)
Lineage: Eukaryota; Metazoa; Chordata; Actinopteri; Centropomidae
Gene: ecm2
Product: extracellular matrix protein 2, female organ and adipocyte specific
Biological process (GO): positive regulation of cell-substrate adhesion; extracellular matrix organization
Cellular component (GO): extracellular matrix
Molecular function (GO): heparin binding; collagen V binding; protein binding
Source: RefSeq, a predicted model, not a curated record